GAUGGGUGCGCUGCCAACUUAGUGAGUGUUAGCAUGUUAGCUGCUGCUGGCUAACCGCAGCCCAGCUCCAGACUCGAGUUCAGUAAAGUUUGAGACAAGUUGUGGAGUCGCAGCGAUGCUUCCACCGAGCGCAGCCGUCCAGCGAGCACUACCUGCGGGCAGAGCAGCAGCUAACGUCCGCUAGCUCCGGGGCCGGCAGGUAGAAGCGGCAGCUCGGUGUUUAAAGGAGUUUCCGAGGCUUGAACUUUGAUUUGUGUGGAGGAAUGUGCUGGGUGAAGUGAGCCCGACGGGACGGAGCUCGCUGGCGACGCCGCUUCGCCUCCCCGCUCCUGCGCGUUCACAUGCGGGGGAUUUAAAGCUCGUAGCCCGGGGAUGAGCACGGGAAGCUGCGGGGCAGGUUCGGGGGCAAAGUCCGCAGCAGGACUCCAGCAGCCCGGGGCACAGACACUUUAACGAGCCGCUGCACCGAGGAGUAGUUUUCAUUGGCUUUAACUGAGAUUAACCAGGAGGCUGAAUGGUGUUGCACCCACAACCCCUCGGUUUCCCUCCCCGGCAGUGAGUGCCGCUGUGACCGGAGCCAUUAGCCAGACAAAGGUCGCCUCCAUGGAGCCAGCACCCGGGGCUGUGUAGAGGGCGAGGGGGGGGUUAGACGCCCACGGUGAAAAGAGCCAGUUUCAGCUUUUUAUGGACGAAACCUGAGCCGGAGUUUACUACAAGUCUGUAUUGAUGAUGGCGGAUUUUGUUACACCGCGACACAGCGCGGUGAUGGAGAGGCUCCGCCGGAGGAUCGAGCUCUUCCGGCAGCAUCACAACAGCUGCGAGAGCCGCUACGAGAACGCGACGCUGGAGCGGCUGGAGCUGGACCGACAGCAGACCUUCGCCCUGCACCAGCGCUGCCUGCAGGCCAAGGCCAAGAGGUCCAACAAGCACCGGCAGGCCCAGCCCAGCGGGGAGCCGGCCGGCCACAGGGCGCCGGGAGGCGGCGGGGGAGGAGGAGCAGCGGGAGGAGGCAGCGCGGAGCCGGCGGAGAGCGGAGGGACGGCGGCGGAGCAGAGCCGGAGCAGCACCCUGAUGGCGCUGCAGGAGACGGUGAAGAGGAAGCUGGAGAGCGCUGGUUCUCCGUUGGGCAGAGACCAAGUCAACGGCUUCAGUGACGGGUUCCCCCCCAACAAGAAGGCGUGUCUGGACAACGGCACAACUAACGGCUCGCCGCUGGACUCCAAGCUGGGGGUCAGUGACUCGCUGACCUCCAACGGGAACCACGGGCCUGCCGGGGGGGAGGCCACAGACGGCGCUGGCGAGCCAGGUUUGGACUUCCUGAGGAAGGAGAUGAAGCAGGAGCCCGAUGACAUGCUGCCCAUCAUGCCUCCGUCAGGUGGAGGCAGCAACAGCCUGUUCCCGGACCUCAACCUCAACGAGCAGGAGUGGACGGAGCUGAUGGAGGAGCUGAACUGUGCCGUGGCCUACGAGGACAUUCAAGACAUCCUCAACGACGGCUUUGAGGACCGCAAGGACCCGCUGGAGCUGGCGCCCACUCCGGGUGGGGGUGGGUCGGUGGGGGGCGGAGCAGGAGGCGGUGGGGGGGGCCAGCCGUCCCAGGGACUACUUCCUCCGGACCUGGUGAGUGUGAAGACGGAGUUCUCUCCGGCCUCGGCGGUGUUCGAGCAGGACUCUCGCACCGGCUCCCCCCACGUCAGGUCCGGCUCCUCCGGGCCGGCCCCUCACGCCACCAGCUCCCCCAUCGCCUCGGCCUCUUCUCCGGCUCUGACCCCUUCCCAGCCGGCUCCCAACCCCAGGCAGCUUCAGCCCCCCCCCACCCACCUCCUCCCCCCGGGGCCCCAGGUGCCUAAAGACCUGUCCCCGGCCCAGCAGCUGCAGCAGCUCGCCGCCCAGCAGCAGCGGGCGCAGCACCUCCACGGCCAGAUGCAGCACAAGCAACCACAGCCGGGGGGGCCCAAGUUCCACACCCAGGGGCCGCGUGCCCACCCCCCACCCUGGCCCCAGAUGGCCAACACCUCUCAGAGCCCACUAGGGGGAGCGUUUGUUAUGGACAAGCCCGCGAGUCCCUCCUUGUACCCGCAGGACUUUAACCCCAACGCCCAGAAGCAGCUGCUGAUGCCCGGGCAGCCCAACAAGGGCCCCCCCCCCAAGGCCGGGCCGGGGGGCUACAUGCCGGGCCACGGCGGGCACCCCAACAUGCUGGGUCACCCCCAGGCCCCGGGACCUCAGGCCCAGGCCGCCAUGCUGAACUACAACAACACCAAACCCCUGUCCCACUUUGAGGCCGGGCCCGGGCCCCCCCGACUGCCCAACACUCAGAGUCAGAACAAAGCGGCUCUGCUGACGCUGCUCCGACAACAACAGCAGAUCAAACAGAAGAACAGCAUGACCUUCCGCCAACAUAUCCCACACGCACAGGACCAGAACAACUACCCUGCUCCUCCUCACGGCCCAGGCCCGGCCAACACCAUGGCACCUGCGCCAGGAAACAACGGCAUGGCGCCCCAGCCAGGGCCGAACGCCAUGGCAGGUAACCAUGCUAACGCUGCGUACCUGAGCAACCAGGCGGCGGUGGCGGCGGUGCUGAAGCAGCAGCAGCAGCAGCAGCAUCAGCAGCAGAUCCUGGAGCAGCAGCAGAAGCAGCAGCAGCAGCAGUACAUGCAGAGACAGCAGCUCAUGGCCGAACAGGAGAAGCAGCGGCAGCAGGACCAGCAGCUUCAGAGGCGCCUGACCCGACCGCCACCGCAGUACCAGGACCAGCCGGGUCCACCAGCCAAUCAGAACCCGUUCCCACAGCAGUCAGUCAACCAGUUUACAGCUUCGUCUCAGCCAAUGGGCAGCGUCGGCUCCAUGGGAGGCCCCGCCCCUGGCUCCCAGCGUAUGUUCCCACAGAACCAAGGCAUGAUGGGAAUGAAUAUGGGUCAGGGCGGUGGGCCGGCAGGCGGUGUAGCUCCGCCCUCUGCGGCGAGCCAGUCUGACAUGAAUCUGUCGUCCUGCGGAGGGGGCGGGGCUGGCGUGGACGUCCAGCAGGUCCUCUACAACAACAUGAACCUUCACCCCACCCACCCGGGCCACACGCCGCAGCAGGCCGCCCUGCAGCGCCAGGCGCUGGGGCCCAUGAGCGCCUCCUACAGGCAGAGCCUCCUGGCCCAACAGCAGCACCUGAAGACGCAGCCCAACGCCGCCAUGCUGAAGCAGCAGCAGCUCGCCGCCGCCGCCCGCAUGCCGGGCUCCAUGCAGAGCAGCAUAGGAGCCACGCUGCCCAGCUCCAUGCCAGGGACCAUGCAGAGCGCCCAGAGCGCCGCCUGGCAGCAGCAGCUCGCUAACCAGCCGCCCUCCGGGAACCCGGGCCUGCCCCCCAACGCCUUCAGCAACACGCCCAACGCCUUCCACAUGCAGCAGCAGCAGCCGCGCAUUCCCAAGAUGCCACCGGGAGCCCCGCCCUUUGGUGCUAACCCUGCAGGUCGCCCAAUGGGGGGGCUGAACCCCGGGCAGCAGAUGAUGCAGGCAAGUAUGGCUGCAGCCCAACAGAGGGCGCCACCUAACCCUCAGAGCCUGGGCCAGCCCAUGGCCAAUCAGCAGCAGACUCAACAACAGCAGGCCAAUCAGAACCAGGCCGUCCUCCCGGACCUGGUGGCGUUCGGACAGCCGCAGGUCAACGCUCGCCAGGCGCUGCAGUGUAACCAAGGCUUCCAGGUGAGCAGGACGGCCAAUCAGCAGCAGCAGCAGGUGUCCUUCGGAUACAACAUGGCGUCGGGGAGCUUCGCUGCAGAGAGCGACCUGGUGGACUCGCUGCUGAAGGGUCAGAACCCUCAGGAGUGGAUGGCCGACCUGGAUGAACUGCUCGCCAGCCACCAUUAGUCCCGCACCCGCACCUGGACCCUGCUGAGCCGAGGCUGCACGUUGAAACCUGGACGACGAGCCGCCGCUUCCGUCAGAUCGUUCAGAUCUGGAGAAAAAGAUUCAGACCAAGUCUGUGAGUUAGCAUUAGCCCCCCCCGGCCAAUGAGAAGCAACCAGCGGUCAGCCGAUGGCGUUCAUCAGUUUCCUGUGGUUGAGCUGUGGACGCCACACUGGCUGUCGUUGGUAAAUUUGUUUUUUCAACUCUGACCUGUUGACGAGACGUUUUCUCUCCGUCGGGAGAGUCGAGCGGCGUUCAGCUCGUUUAAAACAAACCAGCAAAACAUCCAAACCAGUUCAGAACAGAAAGCGACUGUGACGCCAUCAGGACUGAAACCAGGUUCCAUUCAGACACGUGACGAGUUAACAGGAAACUCCCGUUAACACAUGUGCUGACUCAUUCUGUGAAUGUUUGAUCUGAUUCUGGGUUAAAGAAGCUGCCGAUCAUCACAGGAAACUGAAGAAACUCGAUUCAUCUCGGAUGAAUUCUGUCUCGUGACUUUGUGAGUUUAUCACGUGAUGUGAUAUAGAAAAGUUACAAAAUUUAGUUUUCCAACAAAUAAAAGCAUCUAAAGGAAGAAGAUUAGGUUUUGAUAUAAAAGUUUUUCAUCACAAUUAAUUUCUUUUAGAGACAAUUUCACCUUAAAUCAAUUCAUGUUUUUCAACAUGUGACACAAACUUCGAGAGAAAUCAUCAGUAACCUUGAUUUAAGAAUCCCUGGAACGUUCUGGAACGUGGGCGUGGCCUGGUUCCAUCUUUCCUUUGUGUUGACCUGUGACUGAAGUCAGGUGUGUGGAGAUAAAUGUGUUAACGUUACACAGACUGAACUGAGUUAAUGACGACUGAACUAACGACCUCACGCUAAACCACCCCCCCCCCCCCACAGCGCCACCUACAGACCACCAGCUCUGAGUCGCUUUAUUCUUUUAUGAGGUGAAGAUCACCUUGCUUCAUUUUAAAGAAUCAUUCCAUCAUUAAAUGUUUUAUAUUCACUCUUUCACAUCCUGAAGUCAAAAUUCUCAGAUCUGAGUUUGUUCCAAAAACAAACAAGAGACGAGACAUUUUCUUUUUCCUCUUAUAUUUCUUUGGUUUACUUUUUAUUAUUUCAGUCUUAAAAUUAUCGUUGACUUGAUGCUUCAACAAUCUGUAAACAAGUUACAACCUUUUCACACUCAGCAAAUAUCUGCUGCAGAUAGUUAAAUUUCCAACAAUACAAAAAGUUGACUAUUAGUCAAUAGAUAAUAUUUAGUAACAGUAAAGCAGGUAAAACCAUGACAUGCUCCUUUAAAUAUGAAUCUAAAGCUUCUGUUGUCACAUUCAUUAAAAAUAUCCAUAAAACAAACAUCGUAAACUACAUUAACUUGUUUGUUUCCUGCUGCUCGAGUCUGUGAUGACUGAAAAUAAAAUCUACGGACUCUGAGGAGGAAACCUGCUCCUCUUCCCAAACACAUAAACACAGGUUCAUGUUCUUGAUGUUAAAUUGACAGUGAUAUUUGACAAUUACAUUUAAAUUUGAUUUUUUAGUUUCAAUUCUGAGAAGCUAAACUAAGAUUCCUCAAAGUAUUUUUUACAAAAUAUUCUCAGAACUGUUCAUGAGUUGUUGACGUGAAACCGUUUCUCACGGUUGGAACCUGAACGCAGCGUCUGAGCUCACAAGUUGUUUCUGUCCUGCAGCUCAUUUAUCAUCUUGUCAAACAUGGAACUCUCUUUUUAAGGUGGACUGGUGAGCAGGUGGUCUCUGUUUAAGGUGGACUGGUGAGCAGGUGGUCUCUGUUUAAGGUGGACUGGUUUAAGGCGGACUGGUGAGCAGGUGGUCUCUGUUUAAGGUGGACUGGUUUAAGGCGGACUGGUGAGCAGGUGGUCUCUGUUUAAGGUGGACUGGUGAGCAGGUGGUCUCUGUUUAAGGUGGACUGGUUUAAGGCGGACUGGCGAGCAGGUCGUUCUAUCUACUGUACUGUUUGACUUUUCAACGAAACGUAUGCAUCUUGUUUUUGCAGACAUGUUGUGUAUUUUAUUUGUAACGUUACAUUUGCUCAACAAAAGCUUUGGGCUGGUUUCACGUCUCUGCCGCCGGUUCUUCAGCUUCCAGCCCGGCUCGGCCUCCCGGGGUUUCUGGGUUUAACUGUUGUGUAAAUGUCUAUAAAUAUAUUUUUUGUAUGUAAGCCUUUCCUAAUGAUCUGGAGAAGAUAGAUGUUAUUUUUAUAUAUUGCUGCGGAUUUUUUGUAAGUAUUUUAUACUUUUGAUAUGGUUCUCUGUAAAACAAGAGUAUUAUGUAAAUAUAGUUCUUUAGAAACA
This is a messenger RNA of Limanda limanda (common dab), 6194 nucleotides long. It is a transcript of the gene maml1, whose product is annotated as mastermind-like transcriptional coactivator 1. Gene Ontology annotation, cellular component: nuclear speck; nucleoplasm. The coding region runs from base 727 to 3861 and encodes 1044 amino acids. The record is from RefSeq and is a predicted model, not a curated record. Lineage: Eukaryota; Metazoa; Chordata; Actinopteri; Pleuronectiformes; Pleuronectidae. Gene Ontology annotation, biological process: positive regulation of transcription of Notch receptor target; Notch signaling pathway. Gene Ontology annotation, molecular function: transcription coactivator activity. The transcript is spliced from 5 exons.